AUGGAUCUAGUCUCGAAAGAUGCAUACAUUCAGAAACUCGCCAGUCGUGUGUUUUCUCAGCAAGCGCAGUCAGAGCCGAAGAAGAAGAGAAUCGGACAGUUGAAGGGUGCUGCAAAACAUGAGGCUCCUUCUAAGAAUAAGCUGAAAAAAAUGAAAAAGAAACUCGCUCAAAACAACAAAUCAGGAACCAGUGUUGCACCUCAAAACGUAAAGGACAAAUCAACCCCAGCUCCAGCUAAGCCUGCACUGGGAAAUGGGCACCUGAAGAAAGAUGUGGAGUUUCGUUUCUCUGGAGUAGAUCUGCUGCGAAAGAGGCUUCAUGAAAAAAUUGAAGAGUCACGGGGACAGGGUGUGCCAAAGGAUGCAUUGUCGCCAGAAGUGCAGGCCAAAAGGGCAAAGCGAAAAAUCGAGCGGGAACGUAAAAAAAGGAAGAAAAAGGAAAUUCGAAUGAAGAAACUGGCUGAAAAAAUUGCAUUAGAAAAGGCUCCUGAGAUAAAGCAGGAGAGCGUAGAGGUUGCGCCUGUCCCUGCCAAUAAGAGGAGUGAGACUGCUAUUGUAUUUAACAAAGUGGAAACCGUAGAAGAGGGGUAUCAAGACAAGAUGCUGAAAAAGCAGAACAAGAAAAAGAGUUUAAAGGGCCAAAUAACGCCGCUAACUGGGAAGAAUUACAAGCAGCUUCUCAGUCGGGUGGAAUUACGCAAAGCGAAACUGGAGGAGCUGAGGGAGAAGGAUGCUGACAAGGCACAGGAGCUGGAGAAUAAGAUGAAAUGGACAAACUUACUGUACAAAGCAGAAGGUAUUAAAAUCAAAGAUGACGAGAAAAUGCUGCGUGUUGCGUUGAAGAAAAAGGAGAAGAGGAAAACGCAAAGGAAGAAGAAGUGGGAUCAGCGCAGUGACAACGUGGUGGAGAAAAUGCAGCAUCGACAAGACAAGAGGAAAAAUAAUAUUCUUAAGCGCAAGAAGAUGAAAGUGGAGAAGAAGAAAAACAAAGCACGCAAAAGAGGCAGGAUCCUUCCCGAGGACUUGAAAAAGGCUGGUCUUUGA
Messenger RNA from Knipowitschia caucasica, 1044 nucleotides. NCBI's taxonomy places the organism in Eukaryota, Metazoa, Chordata, Actinopteri, Gobiiformes, Gobiidae. The record is from the annotation of a GenBank genome assembly.